Messenger RNA from Oreochromis niloticus (Nile tilapia), 6131 nucleotides. Its product is annotated as zinc finger MYM-type protein 4. Lineage: Eukaryota; Metazoa; Chordata; Actinopteri; Cichliformes; Cichlidae. The coding region runs from base 161 to 5020 and encodes 1619 amino acids. The record is from RefSeq and is a predicted model, not a curated record. The transcript has 27 exons.
GGAAAAGCAAUCUAAAACAUGGCGUAGAGCUUGACCGAAGAAGAACAGGGACUGGUAGCAAGGGGAUGCAUUUUGAGGUGUUUUUGUUUUUUUAGUUUGUUUACCAUUGCUUAGUCGCAUUUUAUUGAUAAACUCAAAGAAUUGGUGAUUUGGGACCACCAUGGCUGAUACGGAAACUAGCGACGGAUGCGAACAUCUGACCACCAAUCAAGUGACUCCUGUGCAGGUAACCGAGGGGACAGAUGGAGAGGCUGUGGAGGCCGUUUCAGAAGCAGCAACAUCGGUGGACGCUGGAGAAACGGAACACGUUCAUGAAUCUUCCCAUGAACUUUCCAAAGAGAGGGAAGAGGAUAAUGAUGCUGCUGCUGCUGCUGACAAAGAUAUGGAAAGUGAAGAAGCAGAACUUAAAGAAACUGAGACCGAGGUGAUCCACUCUGUUGGUUCUACAUCUCCAUCACAAGCUUUUUCUGCAGAGGAGACAGAGGAGACCGUUACGGUUAAUCAUGGUGAGCCAGGUAGCACCACAGAGCCCCAAAAAGAGGCUCCUGAGGUGAAAUCUGACGAGGGUCUUGAGGUGAUAUCUGAUGAAGGGGUUGAGUCAAAGGCAGAAGAUCUUGCAGUGAAAGAUGAGAGCCUAGAGGAAAGCCCUGCAGUAGCAGAUGUCAGUGAGGAUACAUGCAUGGACGCAGCUCCUGAUCAUGAGGAGGAGAACGAAAUAAAAAACACUGAUGAAAACAUGGACACAAGGAAUGACACUAAGGAGGAAGUCUGCACAGAGCAGGAGUCAUCCAUCGGCUGUAAACCAAAGGUUUUGACAGCGGGCGAUGAACUCGAUGAGAUGAUGGACAUCGGUACAGUGGAUCAGGUGGAGCAGGAAGCUCAGAUGAAAGAGGAGGAACAGAACAGCUUGAAGGAUAUGGAAAGCAGCCGCUCACCUGACGCUUCAAAUACAGCCUCAGUGGCGGAGGACAGUAACUCUGUUACAGAGGAAGCUGAUGUGAAACCCACAACUUCAGACUUGAUGCAGUCCAGCUCGUCUCCAUCGUCUGAGGCCACAGGAAGUACAGGAAGAGACAGCUCAUCACCAGCGAUGAUGUUGAACGGCAUGAAAGUCGUCAAGCUUUCUAUACCGAGAUUAGAUGUUGAGAGGCUGCGCACUGCAACCCAAAGUGUCAAGUUGUCUCCUUCACCUCCGUUGGUCACUGUGAAGGACGAGCCGGUGGAUGAGGAAUAUGAACAAGCUCUAAUGUCCAGUUCCUCUACAGCAAGUGUGAAAGAUGAGCCUAAUACUGCAAGGGAGGACCUGAGGAUCGGAUCCGUGUAUUCUGAGAGUUCUGAAACGCAGACGCUGCCCAUCGUCAGCCCGCCGUCUUCGCACAUGUUCUGCGCUCACUGUAAGAAGAACCUGAUGAAGGGACAGACGGCUUUCCAGAGGAAGGGCUCUCCAGCGCUCUUCUGCUCCACCACCUGCCUCUCAUUGUCUCAGGUCAAGGGAGUCACUAAAAUCUGCCACAACUGCCAAAAGUUGAUAAUUCGGCCUCAAGACGUCAUCCUGGCUCCGGAUCUCAAAGGACUCAUGAAAGAGUUCUGUGGCCAGAUCUGCCUGACGUCCUUCAACUACAAGAAAACUGUCUCCAACUUCAGGAAAACUGCUGUUGCUGUGAAAGCUCUACAGACUGUACCACAGUCACUCUGCAGCAUGUGCACCAGAUACUGUGUCAGCAAACACGAGGUGAUCCUGAGCGGUGCUGUCCACAAGAUGUGCAGUGACGCCUGCUUUAACCGCUUCCGUACAGUAAAUAACCUUGCGAUGGCGGGCUGCGCCAACUGUGGCUCGUACUGCCACAGCAAACCACUCAUGCUGAAGCUGGAAGAGGGCAGCAAAACCGUGUGCAACCUGGAUUGUUUGGGGAAAUACAAAGAGAAAAGCAAGAUAACCAAGAUGACCCAGCCGUGCACAAUGUGUCGCACCGCCCGCCUUCUGGCAGAAAUGGUGGACAGCAAAAACAGUGAUGACUCUGUGGAUCUUUUCUGCAGCAGCAGCUGUGUGAUGGCGUACAAAGUCCAGACUGUUAGUUCUUCAGGUGCUCGGAUAAACUGUGAUAACUGUGGCAAAAACAGUGUGCCGUCCUACCACCUGGCCAUGUCAGAUACCUCCAUCAGGAAUUUCUGCACUCUCCCGUGUGUCAUGGCUUUUCAGGAAAAAUUUAAGCAGUCGCAGAAGCAGGUGAAUGUUUUUACGAAGCUGCCCGUGGGAUCGUCCCAAAUUCAGCCCGUUAGUACAACGCCACCGCAACAGGAGGCGAAAGGGUCCCAGAAACUGAACUGCUUCCAGUGCUCCCGCAUCAUCACUUUCAAACCUGAGCUCAUCCAGAUUAAGGACAAGAUGGUUUUUCUGUGCAGCGCGGACUGUUCUCACGAGUUUAAGAAAGCCAACAACGUGACGAGUGUGUGCGAGUACUGUAUGAUCGAAAAGAUCACCAGAGACGUGAAGAGAGUCAACAACAAAGACUGUUACUUCUGCAGCGACGGCUGUAAGCUCCUGUUCAGACACGACUUGAGUAAAAACUGGGGGAAACACUGUCACUCCUGUGUUUACUGCCACUCCGUCUCAAAGAAGCUGGUGACGGCACAGUACGGAGGCUCGACGGAGGAGUUCUGCUCGGAGGAGUGCAGGUCCAAGUACACCAUGCUCUUCUGCCACGUUGCAAAGUGCGACACCUGCGGGCAGAAAGGGAAGCUAAAGCAGAGCCUUCCCAUGCUCGGGGAAGUCAAACACUUCUGCGACCUCAGCUGUCUGCUGCAGUUCUGCUGUGAGAAAGUGGCCACGCAGGGUGAAGUCGUGAAAGCCAGCACAGGAGAGGCCACACCUGUGAUCGCCAACGUCAUCUCGCUCGCUGGCACCCCAAAAGGAAAACCUAACACUUCUGAUAGAAGUGCCCAACAAAGCACAGCAUCAAACUCUCAGUCAAAGACCUCCGGACAUAUCAGCAUUCAGACAGAAACGGUAAAGACUCAUCCUCCUCCUCCAACUAAAAUCCUGAAGAACAAGGCUCUGCUCUGUAGACCGCUGUGCAGAACAAAGACUAAAAAGUCACUGAGCAAGAAAAAAACAAGAGCUCUGUCAGCACCCCGCUACCUACUCAUGAUUUUACAGACAAGACUAAAUGUAAAGUAUUUGUUUGUCUUUGCACAUUGUGCAUGUUUCCUCUUUAAACAUAUUUACUGGAGGAGCGAACUCUGCACCAUGUUCUUAUCUAAUCACACCUACUGUUCCGUUUUUUUUCUCUCUGUAGAUGAUAUCUUCCCAAAAAUGGUGAUCCUGCCUGUUCCUGUGCCGGUGUACCUUCCUGUACCCAUGAACAUGUACAGCCAGUGCACUCCCAAGCCUGUUGGCCUGCCGUUACCUCUUCCUGUGCCAAUGUUUCUUCCUGUGACGAUGGACAGUGCUGAGCGCAUCGUGGAGACCAUCCAGGAGAUCAAACAGAAGAUCCCGUCCGAUCCGUACGAGGCAGAACUCAUCCUCAUGGCGGAGAUGGUGGCCGAAGACGACGAGAACAACGACAAACCAGAGACGCACAAAGAGGAAAAAGUGGUGAAGAAAGCGGCUGAAAAGCAAGAAGCACCCGUCACAGAUGACCAUGUCAGUAACUACAGUGAUGACUUGGACACCGACGAGCUGGCCACUUUCCUCAACAGCUGGGAGGAUGCCUCCUCGGACGCGGGGCCCUUUUCGCCAAGUAAAAGCUACGCCAACGAGAAGCUCAACUCAGUUUUAGAUGUAUCAGUGGGCAUGCCCAGUGAGCCUGAGCCCGCAUCACCUCCUGGCCCGCCUCCCAUGGACAUCGAAGCUGACUUCACUGUUGAAACUCUGGAAAGGAUGGCCCGACAAAGAGAGCAGUGCAACAAGUCCCCAAGCCCCCCGCCUGCUGCUCCAAUACGACGACAAGCUCACAGGAAAGCCAGAGAGAAGAGGGGUCGUAAGCCACAGCGUCAGUCUAAAGCUGCUGAAACGUCUUCGGCAAAUAGUACUUCCAAAAAGCCCGUUGAUGUAGAAAUCCCCAAACUGAAGAGUGAAUAUGGAGUAGAUGCCUGGAAGCGAUGGAUCCAGUGGAGGCAAACUCAGCCCAACCUGGAGAAUCCACGCUUUGGCUCGCGUCCUCUGGAGCUGAAGGAGGAUCUUCUUCGCUGCACCACCGCUGAGCUCAGCUACGGCCUCUGUUGCUUUAUCGCUGAGGUGAAACGACCAAACGGAGAGCCGUACUCGCCCGACACCAUGUUUUACCUCUGCCUCGGCAUCCAACAGUAUCUGUUUCAAAACGGUCGUGUGGAGAACAUUUUCAUGGAUCGCUUCUAUAACAAGUUCUCCACUGAGUUCACCAACUUGCUGCGAGGUUUCAAACCUUCAAUCACACCCAGCGGUUAUAUCCACUCCCGUGUGGAGGAGGAGUUUCUGUGGGACUGUAAACAGCUGGGGGCGUACUCCCCCAUCGUCCUCCUCAACACUCUGCUCUUCUUCUGCUGCAAGUACUUUGGCUUCACCAAGGUGGAGCAGCACCGUCAGCUGUCCUUUGCACAUGUCAUGCGCUGCACAAAAACCAAUCCAAACAACACCAAGACCACAUUCCUGCGCUUCUACCCGCCGCUGUCUGGAACCGAGGCGGAGUCAGAUGCAGAGGGUGGCCCAGCGAAGAAGAGGAAGGAGGAGGAGAGUAAAGAGGAAAUCCUGGAGAUGAUGGAGAACACGGAGAACCCUCUUCGCUGUCCCGUGAGACUUUACGAGUUCUACCUCUCAAAGUGCUCGGAGUCGGUUAAGCAGCGCACCAACAUGUUCUACCUGCACCCCGAGCGCUGCUGUGUCCCCAACAGCCCGCUGUGGUUCUCCUCCACCGCUCUGGAUGACACCACCAUGGAGGCCAUGCUCAUCCGCAUCCUCACCGUCAGAGAGCUGCAUCUCGAUACAAAGCAGCAGACGAGCGAUGACCCGCCAUUUAUACCGGAGGAGGAGGAUUCAGAGUGAACGUGAAGUGACCUUUUACCGGAGUUGCAGCUAGUGAUGUAAAUGUUUGGAUAUUAACGAAAAUGUUCGCUGAACAUAAACGGACAGGAAAAAAACCCCAUUCACAUUCAUAACUGCAGCGUGAAACUGCAAAGAGUCAUAUUUCAAACGCACGUUUGGGCAGAACCUCCGAUUCACGGCGCUUAUGUAGAGGUGAGGCUGAGAUGCUGGACUCAGCUCAGCAUUAAAGACUGUUUACUGCUCAGCAGGGCACGCAGCUGCCCUCCUGUGUUUAUGUGGUUGUGUCUUAUGGAAAAUACUACUUUUAUCUCCUUCCAUGCGUUAUGAUUCCUGACCUUCCUGUGCACACUGGACUUCCAAGUUUUUCUAAAGCUAGCCCUUCAUCUCAGAGUGAUGGAGGUCCUGAGUAGAAAGCUGCGUAUUGUUAGUUUCACUACAUUCACACCUCAGAGGCCAAAAUGAACACGUCUGUGUUUGCAGUAGUUAGAAUAUUUCCUGGGUCAGUACUUUGCAACAAUUCUUGAGGUGUGCAAAUCUCACUUUGAGAAAUCACAGUUUUAACAUCUGACUGGAGAUUUUACCUGAAUCAUGAUUUGAUUGAUUUUUCUUCCAGAUUCCUGUUUAAGUUGUAAUGCUAAACGUUGAAAAUGUACACAAUUCACACUGUGUUUUGUGGUUAACAGAUAAUCCUCAGAUACUUUAAAGGAUCUUAUCAAUCUUUAAAAAAAUUACUCGAACAAUGUAAAAAUCAUCAUUGGUGCCUGAUUGAAGGGAUUAAAGAUUUUGGAAGUGAUUCAAUUACAUUUUAAGAAAUUAGAGAUUUGAAUGUUAUGUAGCUGCUAUCCCUCAUUAUGACUUUCAAGUAAUCUGAGGAAAGAGAAAAGCCUACAACUCUAAAGUUUUAAGCUCAUUUUGGGAUUCUGUUUCAUACUAAACAGACCUUAAAGCAGUGAGUUUUUGCAUAAUGAGCUCUGGUAUUAUAUGAAAGCAAAUAAAGCUGUCCGUUUGUGUAUGUCUCGAUUAUUUUAACCCCCUUAGAGUGUGGCUGCCAAGGUUCUCUUGAGUGUUUUCUAUUAUAUGUUCAUUUUGAAUAAAAAAACUCUUCAAAACA